GUUCAUUUCCGUUACAACCGACAGAUUUUACGUGAAUGCUCAUAUUGUGAUAGCCACCAGGAUCCUAGUGAUGUCCUUGCGAAUCGGAGACUUAUUCAAUAAAAGCUAAACAAUGGGUGACAUAAAUGACUUCUUUCGUGCAAUGUUUGGCUUAGGCGGUAAACGACCACCAGACGGAUACAAUCGACCAGAGGAAGGAUCAUUUAUCUUCGUUGACACUGAUAAUGAAGAUGAUGAAGUUCCUUGGGGCGAUGGACGAUCUGGACAUUUGUUUGGAGGGAACGUACUCUCACAUUUUAUGCGGGAUAUGGAACAGAUGAACAGAGAAAUGGCCAAUAUGUUUCAAAGUUUUGAAAUAGGAUUUCCUUCAGAACAUUCAGGAAACCCACAGCUCCCAUCAAAUCCACGAGAUGAUAUGCUUAAAAAGCCAGACUCCACUCCAGAGGAAAGUGGCAAUGAUAGAGGACCACCUGAUCCUGGACAAAGAGCAAUGGGCCCUGGCUUUCAACGACCAGCUCCUUUUUUUGGAGGAUUUUUCUCCCCACCAAGACCAGGCUUACCCGCACCAUCAGAGAGGAUUGACAGUGAUAACCCCCAGACUGGUCAACAUGAUAACUCCUGGAUGCCACAUAUGAGGUCCUUUACCAGUGGUAGAAGUGUUUCUGUAAGCACCUCUAUUGGACCUAAUGGGCAGGUUGAGGAGCGGAGAACUGUACGAGACUCGGAGGGCGGUGAGGAGGUGACGAUAACACGGAAACAAGGCAGCCAGGCACACUCCGUCAUUACAAAGACAGACAAAAGUGGCGUACAGGAGAAAAUAGAAAACUUUACCAAUAUGAAUGAAAAUGAUAUAUCCGAUUUCAACAACAGAUGGAAUAACAAAAAUGAACAGAGGGAUUUUUCGGCUCCUUCAGAACCCAAUUCUUUGCUGAAGAGUUCAGCACAGCCUUGUCUACCACAGUUAUGUCCACCUGAGCCACACGAUAGUGAUAAGGAUACGGUGUUGACCUCCAGGUUAAAACGUCUGUUUGAAUGGAUGAAACCUAAGGUCGACUGACAAGACAUCAUUGUGUACUGUGUAUGCUCACCCAGAGAUUGAUUUUAACUUUAAAAUCCCAUGUCAAAUCCAUGUGCGCAUAUAACAACACUGAAUAAAAAGCCAGGGAUUGACUCAGACAUUGUGUACUACAGAGUCAAAUCCAGAAAGUGAUUUUAACUUUAUAAUCCUGUGUCUACCUGGUGUCGAUGAGUGCAUAUGACAACACUGAAUAAAAAGCCAGGGAUUGACUCAGACAUUGUACAUUACAGAGUCAAUUCCAGGAUGUGAUUUUGACAUUGCAUGCUGCAUGUCAAUGUGAGUUUUGUCUGUGAUUGAUCCACCAUUUUAAUGAUGAUCCUUUUAAAAUAGAAAUUAUAUAAGUCUGCAAGAGUGGACAAGUGUGCAGUUAAUAUCAUUUUUUUGUGAGGAUCAAACAAUUAUUUUAAUUUAAAACAAUGUACAGAUAUCCUGUGAUGAGUAUGAACAUGUUACAUAAGUUUUCCAGCAUUGUAAAUAUAUCAAUAGGGGCUACAUUUACAUGUAAAUACAGACACAGCCUAUGUUUUACUAAAAACAGGAUCUUCAGGACUGUUAUAGGUGUUGGUAGUAUAAUAAUUAAUUCACUAAUACAGCCUGGAGAUACUCAGUGAUUGUGUCUGCAUGUAAAUAUGUUUUCCCUAAGAAAAAUACACCAAACAUUCUACUCUGCAUUUUAAAGAUAGAGAAAAUCUAUUGAACACGUACAUGUAGGGUAUCGUUAUAGUCGGUCAAGAUUUUGUCCAACCAAAAGUUCCAGUGUCAGCUUGAAACCACCUAUUGGUUAACUAGUUAUCACUAUCAUGUUUGUUUCGUUUGUUAUUGAAUAUAAUUUGUUUCAUUGGAGAGAUAUUGUAUGUACCAAUGAAAACAUGCAUUAAAUGAUAUGUUGAUGCAGUA
Messenger RNA from Mizuhopecten yessoensis (Yesso scallop), 1975 nucleotides. RefSeq names its product HCLS1-associated protein X-1-like. Gene Ontology annotation, cellular component: apical plasma membrane; clathrin-coated vesicle; sarcoplasmic reticulum. Bases 113 to 1057 code for a protein of 314 amino acids. The transcript is spliced from 8 exons. The record is from RefSeq and is a predicted model, not a curated record. Gene Ontology annotation, biological process: negative regulation of apoptotic process; regulation of actin filament polymerization. Lineage: Eukaryota; Metazoa; Mollusca; Bivalvia; Pectinida; Pectinidae.